Molecule: messenger RNA, 4412 nt
Organism: Engraulis encrasicolus (European anchovy)
Lineage: Eukaryota; Metazoa; Chordata; Actinopteri; Clupeiformes; Engraulidae
Gene: stard8
Product: StAR related lipid transfer domain containing 8
Exons: 16
Coding region: 490-3921 (1143 amino acids)
Biological process (GO): signal transduction; regulation of Rho protein signal transduction; actin cytoskeleton organization
Molecular function (GO): protein binding; lipid binding; GTPase activator activity
Source: RefSeq, a predicted model, not a curated record
AUUUGGUGAGGAACCAGAUGGCGGUCUGUCUGAAUGGUAGCAGGAAGGGCAGUGUUUUGCUCUCUCUCCCUCUCUUGCGCUCUCGCUCUUGCUCUCUCGCUCGCUCGCUCUCUUGCGCUCUCUCUUGCUCUCUCUCUCUCUCUCCCUCCCUCAGGCUUGGCCCCCCAGUCUGUGAGCAACUCUACUACUAUAGCACAGUACAUACUUGGCCUUCUCUGGCAACACCAUCCCUCCCCAUUUUUUUUUCAUUUUUGAAGGGGGGCAUUUGGCUAGCUUUAGGAAUCUAUUGCCCUCUUUUUGCUGCCUUUUUCAAACUGUGCGUCUUCUGGACAAGUCUUGAGGGUACAUUUUGCGUCUUGGGGAGCUCUGUGGGAUAAGUACCGAUGUAAUCUGGAGCUUUUAAGCCAAGGGAGAAGGAAGGCGACGUUUCCUGAGUUCGGACUUCAUGCCUCGGAUUGCUGAGCGGUUGAGCUGUUGAGCAGCGCUCUCAUGAGUGAAGGGGAAAAGUAUCAGAAACUUGAGCGGAAGAAUGAAUUGGAGGCUAAGGAAGCCUGUGACUGGCUACGGGCGGCCGGCUUUCCCCAAUAUGUCCAGCUGUACGAAGCCGGACACUUCCCCAUCGACAUCCCCUCCGUCCGAAAGGACCAUGAAUUCCUGGACCAGGACUCGCUCAAGUCCCUCUGCAGGAGGCUGAUGACACUAAACAAGUGUGCGGCCAUGAGACUUGAGGUCCACUUCCAGUGCAAGCAGAGCGAGGACUCGGAGGAGGAUGAUAUUUGUGCCAUCAGCGACCGCUGGGCCUUCCAGCGCGAGAGCAAGACCUGGUCCCGUCUCCGGCCGCUCUCGCCGCUCUCCCGCACAGUGGCUGCCACCAGUGCCUCCAGUGACGAGGGAGGAGGAGGAGGCAGAGGGGCCGGCAGCCAGCUCCGCCCCCUGAGGGCGUCGGCCAGCAGCGAGAGCGUGCUGAGCGACUUCAGUAACCUGGACGUCACCUCUGUCACCUCGGCGACGUCUGCCCUUAGUGACAGCAGCCUGAGUGUGGAGAGUGCGCGGGAGGCCAGCCCCUCCGAGGCCGCCUCCAGCUUCACCGACGGAGGAGUAGUCGUGUCGUCCUCGCCCGCGGCCAUGCAGUCCGUGGCCGACGUCCACCGAGACCGAGACGCAGACGGAGAGGAGGACGAGGAGGACGAGCAGGAGGAGAAAGAGGGCAAGCAGAGGACGUCGUCGAUGACAAGGGACAACAAGCCCAAGCGUUGCUCGCGCUCCUUCCUGCGCCGGAUGGAGUCGCUCCGGCGCAAGGACCAGGAGCGGCAGGCCAGGGAGUCCAAAGAGGCCGCCGAGGCUGCGGCGCUAGCGGCCACCUCGGGGACCGCCUCCGAGAGGAUUCCUCCCGCGCACUCCGACGGCCUCCGCUGCACCUCCGACGAGAGCCUGCCGGGACUCAAGGCCAAGAAGGCGGUCAAGUCCCACACCAUCUGCCGGAGCACCCACGUCCAACGCAACAGGCCCGCGGGCUUCCGCAGAGGCUGCCUCUACCUGGAGGACUACCAGCUUGGUUGGAACCGACCGCAGGGCGCCGCCGCCACCACGGGCGUCUGUGGCGGCAGCAAGAGUAGCCCGCUGCAGCGCAAAUGGCACACGGGGGGCGGUGGAAGCGCGGGGCGGCUGGUGCACCUGCCCAAGGACCACAAGCCUGGGACCUUCCCCCGGUCCCUGUCCAUCGAGAGCCUGUGUCCCUCCUCCCCCGGGCUGGGGGAGGGCGAGAACGCAGCGGGCGGCUGGACGAGAGGAGACGACGGCGACUUCUCCGUGGGCAGCGUGAGCAGCCGCAGCGGCUCGCAGGACUUCCUCAACGACGAUUCUGCUGCGACCUUCCGGAAGCGGCGCAACUCCACGGCGUCUGUGGGCAGCGUUUACGACAACGUGCCCGAGGCGGAGAGGAGCAUAAGCAGGAGCAGUUCAAGCGGCGACCUGCUUCUGGCCGGAGGCGCGGAGCAGGCGCUGGAUCUGGAUGACAUCCUGCGACAGGUACACGGGCUGCAGCACAACAUCGACCAGUGGUCGCGGCAGCUGGAUGGCAAGUCCCAGACCCAGGGCGAGGCCACUUUCCUCUCUGGCGAGGCGGCCGAGGAGGUGGAGGAAGACUCGGCGGUGGACACUACAAUUCCCAGCAGCCCCCAGCUGGAGGAGCGCUCCAUGUCGGACGUGGGCACGGCCAUGAGCGACUACGACAGCACCGGAAACUCGCUCAACGACAACGAUGGCGACGGAGAGGCGGAGAUGCGGGAGAGGAGGGACUCCGGUGUGGGCGCAUCGCUCACCAGACCCAGCAGGAAGCUCCGGUGGCACAGCUUCCAGAACUCUCACCGUCCGAGCGUGACGGCGGCGUCCCUGGAGAUCAACCGGCAGUCAGCGGCGCAGCUGAACCUGCUGCAGAAGCUCUCGCUGCUGCGGCUCACCGCCAUCAUGGAGAAGCACUGCGAGACCAGCAAGCACGGCUGGAACUGGGCCGUGCCUAAGUUCAUGAAGAGGUCCAAGGUUCCAGACUAUCGGGACAAGCACGUGUUUGGGGUGCCGCCUAUUGUCAAUGUCCAGCGCACGGGCCAGCCUUUACCCCAGAGCAUCCAGCAGGCUAUGAGGUUCCUACGCAGCCAGUGCCUAGGACAGGUGGGACUCUUCAGGAAAUCGGGCGUGAAAUCCCGCAUCCAGGCCCUGCGGCAGUUGAACGAGAACAACCCCGAUCACGUGACCUACACGGACCAAUCGGCUUACGACGUGGCCGACCUCCUCAAGCAGUACUUCAGGGACUUGCCGGAGCCCGUGCUCACCACUAAGCUCUCGGACACUUUUCUGCAGAUCUAUCAAUGUGUCCCUAAGGAGCAGCGGUUGCAGGCGGCCCAGGCUGCUGUGAUCCUGCUUCCUGAUGAGAACCGCGAGGUGCUGCAGACGCUGCUCUACUUCCUGAGUGACAUCGCCUCCGCGCCAGCCAAUCAGAUGACAGCUGAGACGCUGGCCGUCUGCCUGGCGCCCUCCAUACUGCACCUCAACGUCUCCAAGAAGGACGUGUCCCCACGGCUGAUCAACAGGCGGGGCGGCAGCAAGCCGGACCCGAAGGACCUGACUGAGAACAUGGCUGCCACCAAGGGGCUGAGUCACAUGAUCACCGAGUGCAAGAAGCUCUUCCAGAUCCCUCAUGAGAUGAUGCUGCAGUCCCGGAACUCCUACAUGGCGGCGGACGCGCAGCCGUUGCCGCUGCACGCGCUGGGGGUGAACCUGCAGGGGGAGCCGGUGGACUACCGGGCCUACCUGGAGGACAACAUCCAGUGCCUGCUGAGGGAGGCCGGAGAGAAGAGCAAGGGCUGGCACAGCGCGCCCUGCCCAGAGCACACCGAGCUCACCUACAAGAAGGUGGGCGACGGGCACCCUAUCCGUCUGUGGCGCGCCAGUGCAGAGAUGGAGGCCCCACCGGGCGUGGUGCUGCAGCGCCUGCUGCGAGAGCGCCACCUGUGGGACGAGGACCUGCUGCACAGCCGCGUGCUGCAGAGCCUGGAGAACAACACCGAGGUCUUCCACUACAUCACGGACAGCAUGGCCCCGCACCCGCGACGAGACUUCGUCGUGCUCCGGCGCUGGUGUAACGACCUGCCGAAGGGUGUGUGUGUGCUGGUGUCGUCGUCGGUGGACCACGAUGACGUGCAGCUGGAGGCGGGAAUCCGCGCUGUGCUGCUCACCUCGCGCAUCCUCAUCGAGCCCUGCGGACUGGGCCGCUCACGCCUCACACACUACUGCCGUGCAGACCUCAGAGGCCGAUCUCCCGAGUGGUACAACAAAGUGUACGGCCACCUCUGUGCCGUGGAGGUCGCCAGGAUACGAAGCUCCUUCCCUGUGCUCUCGGCACGUGGACCGGAGACCAAACUGUAAAGGACAUGACUUUGAUGACAACAGACGCACCCCCUCCCCUAAAAAAAGAUCCCUCUCUCUGGAACUUUAAAAAUUAAUCAUCACAAGAGGGGGCUGAGAGAAAGAAAGAAAGAGAAAGAGAAAGAGACGUGACGGAGAAAGAGAAACACGGACUCCGGCGUAUACAAAGUCCCGUCUCUUGCUCCGUAGUGCAAUGGGUGAACUUUUCAGACCCAACCACGGACAUCUUAACGUGGCCUCGUCCAAGCCAAGCCAUUAUUAUCAAGAAGACACUUCUUCCUUAUUAGCCAAAAUACCAUGGAAAUUGCACGACCUGAGGACAGACGGUCCAAGUUCGCCACCAUGUCAAAUGCCUUUCAGGUGGAAAGGUCAAAGUAGCAGCUGAUCCAAAACGGUGGAGUGAAUUUUAAAUUGUGCCCUUGAGAGACCCAUGUGUGUCUGAGGGAAAUUGUUGGUGUAUGUAGGUGGGUGUGGGUGUGUGUGUGUGUGUG